GCACUGGAUACCAUAACCAAUGCAUUGCAUUCCACAACUAAAAUUGUCGUCUCGAAUUGUAACCUCAGUCUUAAAACCAGUGAUUUAAAACGACAAAAAAUAACUAUGUCGGAUUGGGACACUGUUACGAUUCUCCGAAAGAAACCACCAAAAGCAUCCGCACUUAAAACUGAACAAGCAGUAAAUGCCGCACGUCGUCAAGGUUUACCAGUUGACACGCAACAAAAAUAUGGUGCAGGUACUAAUAAACAGCAUGGUACAACAAAAAAUACCGCUAAACUUGAUAGAGAAACUGAAGAAUUACGACAUGAAAAAAUACCGCUUGAUCUAGGAAAACUGAUAAUGCAAGGAAGACAAGCAAAAGGUAUGAGUCAAAAAGAUUUGGCAACAAAAAUUUGUGAAAAACCUCAAAUUGUGAAUGAUUACGAAGCUGGUCGUGGAAUUCCAAACAAUUUGGUACUUGGAAAAAUAGAAAGAGCAAUUGGAAUAAAACUUCGAGGAAAAGAACGAGGCCAACCAUUACAGCCUCCUGGAGGAAAAAAAUAACGGAUUCCCUGGGAGGCGAAGACAUUUCUCCGAUUUGUUUAUUGCAUAAUAAUUAUCUCAUUUUGCCGUUGUGUUCUCUACUACAAAUAAUUAGUAACAUCGUGUUAAAUAUGAUGUAAGCAUUUAUUUUUCUUGGGGUUCUGGAAUGUUCUGCCUGUGAUGUUACCAUCUUGAAAAAAUAUGUAGAUAAUGCACCUUGGAUAUGGAUGUGAUAUGCAAUAAAGAAAGUUAUUUAUAUAUUAAAGUUCUUGUAUAAAUUUAUCAUGGUUAUUGUGAAAUUGUAAUCGAUCCUACAUGUGAAAUUAAAACAAAGUGUGUAAUGUCAUAUUUCAA
Papilio machaon (common yellow swallowtail) is the source of this 879-nucleotide messenger RNA. It is a transcript of the gene mbf1, whose product is annotated as endothelial differentiation-related factor 1 homolog. The record is from RefSeq and is a predicted model, not a curated record. Gene Ontology annotation, molecular function: DNA binding. The transcript has a single exon. Gene Ontology annotation, cellular component: nucleus. NCBI's taxonomy places the organism in Eukaryota, Metazoa, Arthropoda, Insecta, Lepidoptera, Papilionidae. Bases 106 to 546 code for a protein of 146 amino acids.